CUCACCGCACGAACCAUCCUUAUAACUCUGGGCCGGUCCACACUCCACAGUCCAAACCCGUUUCCAAAAUAAACCACCCCAACCGGACCGCAUCGAUCGUUCGCUUCCCACCUCUCAUGCCUUCCUCCCUCCACGAUUCUCUGGUCUCUCCCCACUAGAAAGCUAUAAACGGAAAGGGAAACAAGGUAGUAACUAAAUCAAUUUAAGUAAAACAAGAACCGGAGAAGAGAGAUCCUCUUCCAAUUCCAAAUAAAUAUUUCCAACUGCGGCAGCAGCAGUAAUGGAAACUUUCAAAGAUAAAUGACAGGAUUCCAAAGCGAAUUAGAGGCUUUUCUCUCUUCUCCUGUCACUUUCGCACCCAUGGCUCGCCCCACCCUUCUGGUCCUCUCUGUUCUCCUCCUCGUCCCUUACCAAGCCAAAUCCCGAUCCAUCCCCAAAACCGGCGGCGGCCUUCCGUUAUUAGAAAAGGAGGAAGCAAUUGCCGGAGAAGAGGGAGAAGAAGCGCAGCAGCCGCGGCGGCGGGCGGAGUGCGACGGGCGGUGGAUCCACAUCCGCGACCUCCCGCCGCGGUUCAACACCGACCUCCUCCGAUCCUGCAACGCCUUCCCCCUCUACGACGACGGCGACUUCUGCCCCUAUCUCGCCAACCACGGCCUCGGCCCCCGCACCCACAAUCGCUCCCGGAGUUGGUACCGCACCGACCCUCACAUGCUCGAACCCCUCUUCCACCGCCGCCUCCUCGAGUACCCUUGCCUCACGCCCGACCCUACCCUCGCCGACGCCGUCUUCCUCCCCUACUACGCCUCCCUCGACUCCCUCCCCUUCCUCUACGACCCGGCUCUCUUCAACUCCAGCGACCUCCACGGCCGCGACCUCGCCGAGUUGCUCCGACGCGACCGGCCCGCCGUCUGGGCACGCCGCGGCGGCCACGACCACUUCCUCGUUCUCGCCCGCCCCGCCUGGGACUACUCUCAGGAUCCCGACGCCGAUCCUCGCCUGUGGGGCACCUCCUUCCUCCACCUCCCUGACUUCCUCAACGUCACGGUGCUCGCCCUCGAGGCCCGCCCCUGGCCCUGGCAGGAGCGCGCCAUCCCCCAUCCCACCUCCUUCCACCCGGCCACCCUCGCCCACCUCGACGCCUGGCUGGCCCGCGCCCGCGGCGCCCGCCGCACCAACCUCAUGCUCUUCGCCGGCGGCGGCGGCGGGGGUGGCCCCAACAUCCGUGGGAGCAUCCGGGCCGAGUGCGAGAACCGGACCGACCUCUGCGAGGUGGUCGACUGCUCUGAUGGGGCCUGCGCCCACGACCCGAUCCGGUUCAUGCGGCCGAUGCUCCGGUCCAGCUUCUGCCUCCAGCCACCCGGCGACACGCCAACCCGGCGGUCGACCUUCGACGGGAUCCUGGCGGGGUGCAUCCCGGUGUUCUUCGAGGAGAUCGGUGCGCGGGCGCAGUACGGGUGGCACCUGCCCAAGGACCGGUUCGAGGAGUUCUCGGUGUUCAUCCCGAAGGAAGAGGUGGUGUUUGGCGGGGUCCGGAUCGGCGACGUGCUGGGGGCGAUACCGCCGUCGGAGGUGCGGCGGAUGCGGGAGCUGGUGCUGGAGAUGGCACCGAGGGUGAUGUACCGGCGGCACGGCAGCUCUGAUGGGCUGCGGGCGAGGAAGGACGCCGUGGAUCUGGCCAUCGACGGGGUGCUCAGGAGGGUCCGCCGCCGGGUGCGGGUGCUCGAGGAGGGGGAUCCGGAUCUGCUCGUCUACGACGACGACGACGUCGACCACUGGUCUUAGGAUGGACGGUCUGCUUUGAUCGGAUCUAAGGUUUUUUCUUUUCUUUUUUUUUUCCCCUCCUGUAGUCUCUUUUGAGACACAGAUUUUGUCCUUGUUGGUUACAUCAAUGCUUCACUCAUCAUGACAAAAUUGAGCAAAUCUAAUAAGAUCCCAGCGCAAAAAAUGUU
Elaeis guineensis (African oil palm) is the source of this 1949-nucleotide messenger RNA. Its product is annotated as probable xyloglucan galactosyltransferase GT19. The record is from RefSeq and is a predicted model, not a curated record. Gene Ontology annotation, molecular function: glycosyltransferase activity. NCBI's taxonomy places the organism in Eukaryota, Viridiplantae, Streptophyta, Magnoliopsida, Arecales, Arecaceae.